Molecule: messenger RNA, 6382 nt
Organism: Sapajus apella (tufted capuchin)
Lineage: Eukaryota; Metazoa; Chordata; Mammalia; Primates; Cebidae
Gene: NUP210L
Product: nucleoporin 210 like
Exons: 40
Coding region: 595-6252 (1885 amino acids)
Cellular component (GO): nuclear pore
Source: RefSeq, a predicted model, not a curated record
AUAACUUUCAAAGCUGCCUUUCAGAGGCCAGUGUCCGGCAUUUCCUGCAUUGUGGCCUGGAGGCUGAAUGUGAAUCUGAUUUCUAGUAAAAUUACACGGUUCCUUUGACAAAGUCCAGCUGUUUAUCCCAGAGACUGCACAAUUUUCCGUUUAUACGCAUGGGCCAAUGCUGACUGGAAAUCAUUGCAAAAAGCUUUUCUAUCAGGCGUGGGGUGUGAUGUUGAGCCAAACUGUGCAACAGAAGAAAUUGGAAGAAAUUAAAGUACUGUCCGGGUGUGGUGGUUCUCGCCUGUAAUCCCAGCUACUCGGGAGGCUGAAGCUUUUUUUUAGACUUUUCUGCUUGUUCCUUACUCUUGAAAAGGUCUGCCAUCCAUUAUUCAAGAAAGCCCUUUAAGAGGGUUUGAGGUGUUUUAGCUGGGCUUGUGCCAAAAGUUUCCAUUUUAUUGGCUUGCUGAAGGACUGCAUUUAAAAAUGCCCACAAUUCCGAGCAAGAAGCAGGUCCCGCCCCCUCUGCUGACGUCACACCUGCAGAUUGGCAGAUGGAGCUGUGGGCGCACCCGGAGUUGAGCGGGAACCCGAGACCUGGCAGUCGCCAUGACUGGCUGUCAGGCGUCAUCAAGACGCCGAGGCUUCGGUCUCUUUUUCUUGCCUCUACGCUGCUUCCUGUUGUUUCUGGUUUUGCUUAGGACGCUGGCCUACAAACUUAACGUGCCACAGGUGUUGCUACCCUUCAGCCAGGAGUCAGGCCGGGAGCCUUUCCUGCUGGAGGCCCAGCGGGGCUGCUACACUUGGCAUUCCACCCAUCAUGAUGCAGUUACUGUUGAGCCUUUAUAUGAAAAUGGCACCUUGUGUUCCCAAAAAGCUGUACUCGUUGCAGAAUCUACCCAACCGAUGCGCCUCAGCAGUGUUAUUCUUGCUCGAGAAAUAGUGACUGACCAUGAGCUACGCUGUGAUGUUAAGAUUGAUGUGAUAAAGAGGAUCGAAAUUGUAUCUCGGGCCCGGGAACUUUAUGUAGAUGAUUCACCACUGGAACUGAUGGUGAGGGCAUUGGAUGCUGAAGGAAAUACUUUUAGUAGUUUGGCAGGGAUGAUGUUUGAGUGGAGCAUUGCCCAGGACAACGAGUCAGCAAGAGAAGAACUGUCUAGUAAAAUUAGGAUUCUUAAAUACUCUGAAGCAGAAUAUUCUCCCCCGGUAUAUAUAACCAAGAUGGAAAAAGAGGAGAAACAAGGAGAUAUGAUUUUAGUGUCCGGGAUUAGAACUGGUGCUGCUGUUGUAAAAGUUCGAAUUCAUGAACCAUUCUAUAAGAAGGUGGCAGCAGCAUUGAUACGUCUGCUUGUUUGGGAGAAUAUAUUUCUUAUACCAUCCCAUGAUAUUUACCUCUUAGUAGGAGCAUAUAUUAAAUACCAAGUUGCAAAAAUGGUUCAAGGGAGAAUGACAGAGGUGAAAUUUCCCCUGGAACAUUAUACACUGGAAUUGCAAGACCAUAGAGUUGCAUUUAAUGGUUCUCAUUCUAAGAAAGUAGCUUUACUGGAUGACAAAACAGCCAUGGUGACUGCCUUACAACUGGGCCAGACUAAUCUUGCCUUUGUCCAUAAAAAUGUUCAUAUGCGAUCUGUGUCUGGACUCCCAAAUUGCACAAUAUAUGUUGUAGAGCCUGGAUUUUUAGGUUUCACUGUCCAGCCUGGAAAUCGAUGGAGUCUAGAGGUGGGACAGUUGUAUGUCAUUACAGUAGAAGUCUUUGAUAGAAGCAGCACGAAGGUCUAUAUUUCAGAUAAUCUCAGGAUUACACACGACUUUCCUAAGGAGUACUUUGAAGAGCAACUAACUACUGUGAAUGGCUCUUACCACGUAGUAAAAGCCCUGAAAGAUGGUGCUGUGGUAAUAAAUGCAUCCUUGACCUCCAUCAUUUACCAGAAUAAAGAUAUUCAGCCUAUAAAAUUUCUAAUCAAACACCAACAAGAAGUGAAGAUUUAUUUUCCCAUCAUUCUUACACCCAAAUUUCUGGCAUUUCCUUAUCAUCCUAUGGGAAUGUUAUAUCAUUAUAAAGUACAGGUAGAGGGUGGCAGUGGCAACUUUACCUGGACUUCUUCUAAUGAAACAGUGGUCAUGGUAACCAUGAAAGGAGUGGUGACUGCAGGUCAGGUCAGGGGGAACAGUACUGUUUUGGCCCGAGAUGUACAAAAUCCCUUUCGAUAUGGAGAAAUUAAGAUACAUGUCCUGAAACUGAACAAAAUGGAACUGUUACCAUUUCAUGCUGAUGUGGAGAUUGGCCAGAUUAUAGAAAUCCCCAUUGCAAUGUAUCACGUAAAUAAAGAGACUAAAGAAGCUAUGGCAUUCACAGACUGCUCUCAUUUAUCCUUGGAUCUGAACAUGGAUAAACAAGGAGUCUUUACUCUUCUCAAAGGAGGUAUUCAAAGACCUGGACCAAUGCAUUGUUCCAGUAUAUAUAUGGCAGCUAAAUCACUUGGCCAUACUCUGGUAACAGUAAGUGUGAAUGAAUGUGAAGAGUACUUGGAGAGCAGUGCCACAUUUGCUGCUUAUGAACCCCUAAAGGCUCUAAAUCCUGUGGAAGUAGCAUUGGUGACAUGGCACUCUGUGAAGGAAAUGGUAUUUGAAGGGGGUCCUCAUCCAUGGAUCUUGGAGCCCUCCCGAUUUUUUUUUGAAUUGAGUGUGGAGAAGACAGAGAAGAUUGGAAUAGCACAAGUGUGGCUGCCAUCUAAGAGAAAACAGAACCAGUACAUCUACCGGGUCCAAUGCCUGGAUUUAGGGGAACAAGUUCUCACAUUCCAAAUUGGAAAUCACCCAGGUGUCCUGAACCCUAGUCCAGCUGUAGAGGUUUUGCAGGUUCGCUUCAUAUGUGCCCACCCUGCUAGUAUGUCAGUAACACCAGUAUACAAGGUGCCAGCUGGUGCCCAGCCAUGUCCUCUGCCACAGCACAACAAACAACUGAUUCCUGUAUCAAGCCUAAGGGACACAGUCCUGGAACUAGCAGUGUUUGAUCAACAUAGGAGAAAGUUUGAUAAUUUCAGUUCACUAAUGCUAGAAUGGAAAUCCUCUAGUGAAACACUAGCCCAUUUCGAAGAUGAUAAAUCAGUGGAAAUGGUAGCAAAAGAUGAUGGCAGUGGGCAGACCUGGUUACAUGGUCAUCAGAUUCUGAAAGUACAUCAGAUAAAAGGGACUGUACUCAUUGGAGUCCAUUUUGUGGGCUACUCAGAGAAGAAAAGCCCAAAAGAAAUUUCCAACUUGCCCAUAUCUACAACUGUGGAGCUGCUCCUGGUAGAUGAUGUAACUGUAGUGCCUGACAAUGCCACCAUCUAUAACCACCCUGAUGUGAAGGAAGUAUUUACCCUUAUGGAAGGAUCUGGUUAUUUUUUAGUCAACAGCAGUGAGCAGGAUGUUGUCACCAUCAUUUACAUGGAAGCAGAAAGCUCUGUUGAGUUAGUUCCAUUACAUCCUGGAUUUCUUGCCUUGGAGGUGUAUGAUCUUUGUUUGGCUUUCUUGGGUCCAGCAACAGCCCAUCUCAGUGUGUCAGACAUACAAGAGCUGGAGCUUGAUCUGAUUGAUAAGGUUGAAGUAGGAAAAACUGUGUUAGUGACUGUGAGGGUUCUUGGCUCUUCCAAACGCCCAUUCCUAAAUAAAUACUUCAGAAACAUGGAGCUCAAACUGCAGUUGGCUUCUGCCAUUGUCACCCUGACGCUAAUGGAGGAACAAGACAAAUACUCUGAAAAUUAUAUCCUUCGAGCGAUCACUGUUGGGCAAACCACACUUGUGGCUAUUGCCAGGGACAAGAUGGGAAGAAAACACACAUCAGCUCCUCAGCACAUUGAAGUGUUUCCUCCAUUCAGACUUCUUCCAGAGAAAAUGACACUGAUUCCAACAAAUAUGAUGCAGGUAAUAUCUGAAGGUGGUCCCCAGCCACAAUCCAUCAUUCAUUUCUCCAUCAGUAAUCAGACGGUGGCUGUUGUUAAUAGGAAGGGGCAAGUUACAGGGAAGAUGAUUGGCACAGCUGUGGUUCAUGGCACCAUCCAGACAGUAAAUGAAGAUACUGGCAAAGUCAUUGUGUUUUCCCAGGAUGAAGUACAGAUUGAAGUUGUUCAGCUAAGGGCUGUUAGGAUCCUUGCAGCUGCAACUCGGCUCAUCACAGCUACCAAGAUGCCAGUCUAUGUCAUGGGAGUUACCAGUACCCAGACCCCUUUCUCCUUCAGCAAUGCUAAUCCUGGGCUCACAUUCCACUGGUCUAUGAGCAAAAGAGAUGUAUUGGAUCUAGUGCCCAGGCAUUCAGAGGUUUUUCUACAGCUCCCAGUAGAGCAUAACUUUGCCAUAGUUGUCCACACAAAAGCAGCAGGCCGGACCAGUAUCAAGGUCACUGUUCACUGCAUGAACAGUUCCUCUGGGCAGUUUGAGGGGAAUUUGUUGGAACUCUCUGAUGAAGUACAGAUCCUGGUGUUUGAAAAACUCCAACUUUUCUAUCCAGAGUGCCAACCUGAGCAGAUUCUGAUGCCUAUAAAUUCUCAGCUCAAACUCUAUACCAACAGGGAAGGAGCUGCCUUCGUGAGUUCUCGUGUUCUUAAGUGUUUCCCUAAUUCAUCCGUCAUUGAGGAGGAUGGUGAAGGGCUCCUGAAAGCUGGUUCCAUUGCAGGUACUGCUGUAUUGGAAGUCACUUCUAUAGAACCUUUUGGAGUCAACCAAACAACCAUAACUGGAGUCCAGGUAGCACCGGUGACAUACCUGCGAGUGAGCAGCCAACCCAAGCUAUACACGGCCCAAGGAAGGAUCCUGUCAGCAUUUCCCCUGGGCAUGUCUCUAACCUUCACUGUUCAGUUUUAUAAUAGCAUUGGAGAGAAAUUCCACACACACAAUACCCAGCUUUAUCUGGCUCUGAACAGAGAUGAUUUGCUGCUUAUUGGACCAGGGAAUAAGAACUAUACUUACAUGGCCCAGGCUGUGAACAGAGGGCUGACACUUGUGAGGAUUUGGGACCAGAGACACCCAGGCAUGGCAGAUUAUAUUCCUGUUGCUGUAGAGCAUGCCAUUGAGCCAGACACCAAGCUUACCUUUGUUGGAGAUGUCAUCUGCUUCAGUACUCACCUUGUCACCCAGCAUGGUGAACCUGGGAUGUGGAUGAUUUCUGCUGACAAUAUUCUACAGACGGACAUUAUCACUGGAGUAGGAGUGGCCAGGAGUCCAGGGACUGCAAUGAUUUUUCAUGACAUCCCAGGAGUAGUGAAAACAUAUCGAGAAGUGGUGGUCAAUGCAUCAUCAAGAUUAAUGCUUAAUUAUGACCUCAACACUUAUCUCACCAAUACCGUCAAUUCAACUGUAUUCAAGCUUUUCAUCACCACUGGCAGAAAUGGUGUCAAUCUUAAAGGAUCCUGUACCCCAAACCAGGCCUUGGCUAUUACAAAAGUACUUCUUCCAGCUACCCUCAUGCUGUGCCAUGUACAGUUCAGUAAUACUUUGCUAGAUAUUCCAGCAAGUAAGGUCUUUCAUGUCCAUUCUGAUUUUAGUAUGGAGAAAGGGGUUUAUGUCUGCAUAAUCAAGGUUCAACCGCAGUCAGAGGAGCUGCUACAGGCCCUCAGUGUGGCUGACACCUCAGUCUAUGGGUGGGCUACACUGGUCAGUGAACCUAACAAGAAUGGAAUGCAACGAAUCCUCAUUCCUUUCAUCCCAGCCUUUUAUAUUAACCAGUCAGAACUGGUUCUUAGCCACAAACAAGAUAUCGGGGAGAUAAGAGUACUGGGAGUGGACAGAGUUCUUGGGAAGCUAAAGGUUGUCUCCAGCUCCCCAGUUCUAGUGGUUGCUGGCCAUAGCCACUCUCCCCUCACUCCUGGCCUGGCCAUCUACCCUGUUAGAGUGGUCAACUUCACUUCCUUCCAACAGAUGGCAUCACCUGUUUUCAUCAAUAUUUCCUGUGUACUCACCAGUCAAAGUGAGGCAGUGGUAGUGAGGGCUAUGAAAGAUAAGUUGGGUGCAGAUCAUUGUGAAGAUUCAGGCAUCGUCAAGAGGUUCAGUAGCUCUUACCAGAUCCUGCUCUUGACCCUCUUUGCAGUGCUGUCAUCAACAGCUUUCAUCUUUCUAGCAUACAACGCCUUCCUAAACAAGAUACAAAGAGUUCCAGUUGUGUAUGUACCAACUCUAGGAACACCACAGCCAGGUUCUCUUAACACAAGUUCUCCCCCUCCCUUCAUGAGUCCACAGCCUCCGUCAGCCCAAAGUCGGCUGCAACAUUGGCUGUGGAGUGUAAGGAACUAACCUCUGCUUGGACAAGUUCCUAACUGUAGGGGAAUGAAGAUUUCUAGUCCUAGACAAAAACAGCAACUUCUACACUGUUUUCAGACAAGACUUCUAAGAACUAUAAAGGACCCUAAGCUGUUUCUUAAAA